UUCAAAUAAACGUCAGAUUCUUAACCUAUACAAAAAUACCACCACGGCCAAGAUCUGCAGGAGUCCUGUAUAUAUUUUAGUGAAAAACAUUGAUGAUUAAAGGUUAACUACAAACACUCAAAAUGGAUACCUCAAUGACUGCUUCUGAGGUUCGUAAUGCCUAUAUAGACUUUUUUAAAGAAAAACAACAUGUCUAUUGGCAUUCAUCUUCAACAAUUCCACUGGACGACCCCACCUUACUUUUUGCCAAUGCUGGUAUGAACCAAUACAAACCAAUCUUUUUGGGUACCGUUGACCCAAACAGUGAUUUAUCAAAAUUAACCAGAGCAGUCAAUACACAAAAAUGCAUAAGGGCUGGUGGCAAACACAAUGAUUUGGAUGAUGUGGGAAAAGAUGUGUACCAUCAUACUUUUUUUGAGAUGAUGGGCAACUGGUCUUUCGGGGAUUAUUUUAAAAAGGAAAUUUGUGCCUGGGCCUGGGAAUUGUUGACUGUUCGUCUUAAGCUGCCAGGUGAUAGGCUUUAUGUUACUUAUUUUGGAGGGGAUAAGGCUGCAGGCUUGGAACCAGAUAAUGAGUGCAAACAGAUUUGGUUGGAUUUGGGCGUGCCCAAGAGCCACGUAAUUCCAGGCAGCAUGAAGGACAACUUCUGGGAGAUGGGAGAGACCGGACCGUGCGGUCCUUGUUCCGAAUUGCAUUUUGACCGCAUCGGCGGACGAGACGUGCCCGAACUCGUCAACCAGGACGACCCGGACGUGCUGGAAAUCUGGAACCUCGUGUUCAUUCAGUUCAACCGCGAAACGGACGGAAGCCUGAAGGCUCUACCCAAAAAACACAUCGAUUGCGGCCUGGGAUUGGAGCGUUUGGUGUCUGUGAUUCAGAACAAACGCUCGAACUACGAUACCGAUCUAUUUUUGCCGUUGUUCGAUGCCAUACAGAAAGGUUCUGGUGCUCCGGCUUAUCAAGGAAGAGUAGGGAAUGACGAUACCGAUGGCGUCGAUAUGGCGUACAGAGUCUUGGCUGAUCACGCUAGAACGAUCACUAUUGCCUUAGCGGAUGGCGGCAAUCCCGAUAACACCGGCAGAGGUUAUGUUUUGAGACGUAUUUUAAGAAGGGCUGUCAGAUAUGCCACAGAAAAACUAAAUGCUAAACCUGGUUUCUUCGCCACUUUGGUGCAUGUUGUGGGACAAAUACUCGGCGAUACUUUCCCUGAAAUCCGUAAAGACCCCCAAAGCAUAAUCGAUACUAUUAACGAAGAGGAAGACCAGUUCUUGAAAACUCUCUCUAGAGGGCGCAAUUUGCUUAACAGAACGAUUGGCAAGUUGGGCGAUUCAAAAACCCUUCCGGGAGAUGUCGCCUGGAGGUUGUACGAUACCUACGGCUUUCCUGUGGAUUUAACUCAACUGAUGGCAGAAGAAAAAGGCCUCAACGUCAACAUGGAAGCGUACGAGGAGUCGAAGAAGGCCGCGCAAUUGGCAUCGCAAGGCAAAGGCACUGGAGUCGAGGAUACAAUCAACCUGGACGUGCACGCUAUUACCGAGUUGCAGAAUAAAGGUGUACCACCUACCGACGAUUCCUUGAAAUACACUUACGAAGCCGGUUCCGAUUUAAACGUCGAAUACAAGUUUGGAGCUUGCGAGGCAACCGUAAUCUGUUUGAGAUAUAAUAAACAGUUCGUGGAUCAAGUAGAAACAGGACAAGAGUGCGGCGUGCUUUUGGACAAGACCAGCUUCUAUGCGGAACAGGGCGGUCAGAUAUACGAUACGGGUUACAUCAACAAAGUCGGCGAUGAAAGCGUUGAAUUCUCCGUGAAGAACGUUCAGGUCCGUGGAGGUUACGUCGUGCACAUUGGCAGUAUCGAAGGUUCCCUAAAAAAGGGCGACAAAGUGGUUCUUCACAUUGAUGCAUCCAGAAGGCGUUUGAUUAUGAAUAACCACACUGGAACGCACAUUUUAAAUUACGGUUUAAGAAAAGUGUUGGGUACUGAAGCCGACCAAAGAGGUUCGUUAGUAGCUCCGGAUCGUUUGCGAUUUGAUUUUACGAAUAAAGGUGCUCUAACUGCGGAUCAAGUCAAAAAGGCUGAGGAAGCCUCAAAAGAGUUGAUUUCCAGGAAUGGAGAAGUUUUCGCGAAAGAAUCCAACUUAAGUGUGGCCAAAACUAUUCGAGGACUUCGCGCUGUAUUCGAGGAAACAUACCCUGACCCAGUCAGGAUUGUUUCUAUUGGUAUCCCAGUGGAUAAGCUGGAAGCAGAUCCCUUCAGUCCCUCAGGUGACACCACAUCCAUAGAGUUCUGCGGGGGCACUCACUUGAAAUAUGCUGGCCAUAUUGGCGAUUUCGUGAUCGCAAGCGAAGAAGCCAUCGCUAAGGGCAUUAGAAGAAUCGUUGCGCUUACCGGACCGGAAGCAACAAAAGCCUUAAAGAAGAACGAACUACUCGAAAACAGACUGAACGAGAUUAAAUCCGCGAUCGAUGUCGAUAAAGACAGCGCCAAGUCCAAGGAAAAUGUCAAAAAAAUCGUCGAACUGACAGAGGAAGCAUCUCACGCAACUAUUCCCUACUGGAAAAAAGAAGAGAUCAGAAACACAUUAAAGAACUUAAAGAAGACCUUGGACGAUAAGGAUCGUGCUGCUAAAGCUGCAAUUGCAAAUAAAGUGGUCGAUGAUAUCAAAGAGUUUGUUAAAGCCAAUCCAAACCUUCCAAUCCUAGUGAAGGAAUUGAAAGCAUUUAAUAACACCAAAGCUCUUGAUACUGCUUUAAAGCAAGUCAGAACCCUUAGUCCAAACACAUCAGCGAUGUUUGUUACUGUGGACCAAGAUUCCAACAAAGUUUUUUGUCUGUCUUCAGUACCCAAAGAAGCUAUUGAAAAGGGUUUAAAAGCCAAUGAAUGGGUGCAAGCAGUUGCUACUAAACUGGGUGGAAAAGGUGGAGGAAAGCCAGACUCUGCUCAAGCCUCUGGAGCGAACUCUGCUGAUAUUAACGACAUUUUAGAUUUGGCAAAGAAAUUUGCUGACUCUAAACUUGCUUAAUUUUUUUAUGCUUUAAAAAUAUAUAUCUCAAUGGUAAUGGUUUACAUUAUGAAAUUGUUGAUUAUAACUAUUAAUUAAAUCCAAAUAAAUACUAAGUUUAAACUUUAUGUAUUUAUUAUAUAACAAUAAAAUCAUUUUAUACUUUCACCAACGUUAUUUUUAUCGUAAAUUAUUCUUAUCCUAAUUAAAAGUUCCUCCAAAUUCGUUCCCACUUUUGCACUAAUAGGAAUUAUCAACUCUGUAGUGUGUUCUUUUAGAAUUUCCAAAUUUUCUUCGGAAUCCUCCAAAUCCAUUUUGUUGGCUAUUAUAAUUUGCGGUCUUAGGUUCAGUUUAUCGUUAAAUUGUGACAAUUCAAAUUUUAACAUAUUUAAAGUUUUCCAAGGUUCUGGAAGGGACAUGUCAAGUAUAUAAAGCAAUCCCAUACAUCUUUCAGCAUGCUUUAAAAAUUGUAUUCCUAAACCUUUAUUUUUAUGUGAAUCAGGGAUUAACCCAGGCAAAUCAGCAACUAGAAAAAAGUGUUUAAGUAAAAUGUUACAAUAUUAUUUUUAAGAAUUAUUAUUACUUGCGAUUUGUUCAUAAUCAUCAUAUUGCACCAUGCCUAAAUGAGGCUUUAAUGUUGUAAAUGGAUAAGGGGCUACUUUUGGCCUUGCUCUAGAUAUAGCUCUUAAAAGGGUACUUUUCCCAGCAUUAGGAAGACCAAU
Messenger RNA from Brassicogethes aeneus, 3724 nucleotides. NCBI's taxonomy places the organism in Eukaryota, Metazoa, Arthropoda, Insecta, Coleoptera, Nitidulidae. The record is from the annotation of a GenBank genome assembly.